Molecule: messenger RNA, 579 nt
Organism: Sclerotinia borealis F-4128
Lineage: Eukaryota; Fungi; Ascomycota; Leotiomycetes; Helotiales; Sclerotiniaceae
Source: the annotation of a GenBank genome assembly
AUGGCUGAAAUUCCUACCUUCAGGGAUUACACAUUACUGUUGGUCCUACAUGACUUCUUCGUAGGGCAACAACUAAUUUCGCCAAUUCAUGGCUCAAUUACUGAGCACGAGCUCAAUGAUAUUAUUGGUAUCGCCCACCGUAGCAUCCUACUCACGGAGAGCCAACGUGAGCAACUAUUCUCGCAAGAAGAACAUGGUUAUCUUCUUGCGCGCGAGACAUGGCGCUUUUGUUUCGUCGUUGAUUUAAGUAUGGAACAUCCAGAUCACCAGUUCCCCGGUAUUCCUCCAACGGAGGCUUCACGCCGAGAACAAAUUUAUGCUCACAGAGCUGGUCAAUCAAUUGCAAUUAGACCUUCUCUCGCAGCAAACCAAUCACAAACUGCAGCUGCUGCGCCAGCUAGACAGUCUCUGCGAAAUAUCGGUGCUUCAACUACAGCACCAGCACCAACUCCAACUCCAACUCCAGCUCAAGUUCAAGUUCAAGCUCGAGCGCUGGCUGAGGCUCAGGCUAAGGUUCAGGCCCAAGCACUAGCUCUGGCUCAAGCGCUGGCUCAGACUCAAGCCGAUGCUGAACAAUAA